AUGACGGCUUCAGUCUCUAAAGCUCAACAUUAUGAGGGAGAGAAUCUUUAUUCAAAACAUUUGAGAUACUCCGUGAAUCCACGAAAUGGAAUCAUAUGGGAUAUGUUAGAAAAUUACAGAUUUUUAAAGUUUGGUGAUAUUUCGGAUCUUAAGAGCAAAGACUCUUAUGCAAGUUUGUUCCAGUUUAGACAGAAUACAAGACAGAAAUUCACGGUGCGGCCAUUGUCACUAGAACAAUACUUUCAAGAGCGUCAGAGAAAUGGCACCACUGCUGACUUGAUGAGAUAUGAAUGGGCAAGAUAUCGAACCUUCAGUACCUUCCCAACUGAUUCACCUGCAAGACCAAUACGUCUGGCUUCAAACGGAUUUUACUACAUUGGAUCCGGAUCCACUGACAAUGUUAAGUGUUUCUCUUGUGAACUUGUUUACCAGGGAUGGAAGGAGGGCGAUCUGGUGCCAGAUGUACAUUCCAAGUACUCGCCGAAUUGUCCUUUUCUCACAGGAGUUGAUAAGUCCAAUGUAGGGAUUCAUUCACAAGAAACACAGACGGCAACAGGCAACGGAAAUAAAGAAACAACAAGUUGCCAUCACACUGGAGACGUGUACGUACAGAAACAAUGUUCACAAUCCUCUGACAACGAUGCAAGCACUCCAAGGAGACGCCAACAUAAGUACCCUGAUUUUGAAAGUUACCAUUACAGAAUGGACACAUUUACAGGAUGGACAUGUUCGGAAAUAAUAGAACCGUGCGUUCUAGCUGACGCAGGAUUCUUUUAUGCAGUAAAAGGUUUCAGCGAUUGCGUUAGAUGUUUUUCCUGCGGAGGCGGGCUACGUAACUGGGAAUACGGCGACGGACCAUGGGAGGAGCACGCAAGAUGGUUUCCUGAGUGUCUGUUUUUACUGCAACAAAAAGGACAAGGGUUUGUCAGACAGCACAAGGAGGCGCAAGCAGAAUCUUGUAGCACCGACCCAGGAACUUCAACUGCAGGAAAAGAUUUAAACGCGGUACAGGCGGGCAAACUGGACCCUCUUUAUGCCAUGACACAGACAAACGGUGGUGGAAACAACAUGACAGUAACCGCCAACUCUAACGACGAACAAAACGGUAUGGUCGCUAUAAAUAGAGGCGAACUCGCUAAUAGACCGUUGUGACCUAAUUU
Messenger RNA from Mercenaria mercenaria, 1160 nucleotides. Its product is annotated as E3 ubiquitin-protein ligase XIAP-like. The record is from RefSeq and is a predicted model, not a curated record. Gene Ontology annotation, biological process: regulation of cell cycle. Gene Ontology annotation, cellular component: spindle microtubule; nucleus; cytoplasm. Lineage: Eukaryota; Metazoa; Mollusca; Bivalvia; Venerida; Veneridae. The transcript has 3 exons. Bases 1 to 1152 code for a protein of 383 amino acids.